This is a messenger RNA of Aedes albopictus (Asian tiger mosquito), 2904 nucleotides long. Its product is annotated as ATR-interacting protein mus304. The transcript is spliced from 6 exons. The coding region runs from base 214 to 2892 and encodes 892 amino acids. NCBI's taxonomy places the organism in Eukaryota, Metazoa, Arthropoda, Insecta, Diptera, Culicidae. Gene Ontology annotation, biological process: DNA repair; DNA damage checkpoint signaling. The record is from RefSeq and is a predicted model, not a curated record.
AACUGUCAAAGCUGUUGUGUGAUUCGUGAUUCGUGCGCGAACUUCAAACAUUCACCGCCUGAUUUUGCACAUUAGAAUAAUCAAUUUUUCCUUCAAAAUAAUGUAGUUUAAUCGUGUGUUUCGUUCAAAUCUAUUAUCUUGUUUUAUUAGUUAGUGUUCUGUUUCGAAAAAUAGAAAUAAAUAUUGUGUUGUGCGCCGUCAAAGUGAAGAAAAAUGGCAUCCAAGCGAUACGGAAACUUCCAGCUGAAACAACCGUCGUCGUCGGCAUACAAGAAAGCCCGACUGGACAUCGACAUCAUUUCCAGCCAGCAGUACAUCCAACAGCAGCAGGAACAACAACGGACGGUGAAAACGACAACCACGGCGGCGAUAGCCAAAUCGUCUUCCUCCAAGUCGGAAUCGCUGUGGGGCGAAGAGGAUGACGAGUUCAUCAUAUUGGCUUCCCAGGCCGUGGAAGAGGUGGAAAUGUUCCAGCAAACGCAGCUGCAGCAAAGUCAAGCCCCAGGUGGGGAUAUUACGUUCGGGACGUUCCUUCGGGAAGAGCUUGCCUCCAGCACACAAGCCGUUUUGAAUGAGGUGGGAGGGCCGAGUUCUAGUGAGCUGAUGCCUCCGCCGUCAGCGGCACUUCCAGGGCCAUCGAGAGGCAAUUCGGUUCCCAUUAGCGUGAUCGAUUUGCUAACGGAUGGAGACGACGACGUGUUCAGCGAACAGUUUGACGAGAACUACGAUAACAUAGAGAAACACAUCGAUGAGUUCUUCAACAAUGAAUUCGAUGAUGAUUUUAAUCUGAAUGAGUUCCAACGAGAUGGAGGUCCUAAAACAUCACAGGAACGUUCCCCUUCGAAGCCGGUCAAGGUCAACGGGGACAUUAGGUCGGGAUCGAUGAUGUUCAAGCCGAAGCAACCGGUGUCCACAAUGGUGAGCAAGGGGCCUACUCAACAUCAACCAACACAAGCCGGAAGGGAGGCACUUGCCAAUGCCGCCAAGAAGAAGGAUCACGAAAAGGACAUGCAAGUCAGAUACCUCACCGGACAGUUGGAAAGGGCGAGCAAGGAAAGGGAACAGUUGAAGAAGGAUUACAACGCAGUCACGGACAGGCUACAGAUCCGUGAUGGAGAAGUUUCCAUAUUGCGGUACGAAAUGGAGAACAUCAAAAACCAAAACGAACAACUGAGGAUGGAGAAGAUGAAGGAAAAAGAAACCAUCAAGAAGGAAUGGGUGGAGAAAAUGAAAGACUUGGAAAAGGUGAUUGUUGCACAAAAGUCGGAACUGGAUUUCAAGAACAUGGAGAUGAUGAAUCUGAAAACGAAGCGAAUGAGUAGUUCGUUUAGACUAGACAAAGAAGCACCCAAAGAGAAACCAGUAACUACGAAAGAUUUCCAAAUUCACAAACGCCGAGUACGGCUCUUUCAGCAACCUUUCUCAGAAAAUCCCCAAAUCGAUUCCAAGAUGUUCGAUUUGUCAACGGAAAGCAUUUCCAAGUUCAACGCCACCAACCGGUUGGCAAACUUCUCCAAGGAGGAUGCCGUUCUCUCGGAGCACCUGGGCCGUCUUCAGUCGUACCUGGCGCAGAUGAUCUACCUCAAGUGUGCCCUCCCGGAGGAAUCCAUCCCUUCGAUAGCCCUGGUUGCCUGUCAAGGUUCCGAAGAUAUCGGGAAGUAUUGCAACCGACUGGCUUUGGUGCGCGUUAAGGAUUCCCACCUGAGCGCCAAGGUGGCGUACGAUUUCCUGUGCAAGAACAGCAAACGAAACCGUCUGGAAGCGGCGGUGAACAUCUAUCAGAAGCAGCCAAUAUUUCUACACGAGAAAGCGAUCGUGCAGCGGAGGUUUUUGGCUGCUCUGGGAUUGCUCUGCCGGUAUAUUCCGGCGUUAGCUGUGAGGUUAGUGCGGCGGUGGAAAGGGUCGGGGAACUGCGUCCAGGUGAUCAGCAGGGCGCUCGGAAAAAUCAGUUACGCGAGCGAUCUGUAUGGCCAUUUGGGACUUAUUGCCGCUGCCGGAACGGUUCUAAGCGGACUCAGCUGCCAUGUGAUACAGUACAAGCAAGAUGGUCGGGAGUUGAUGGAGCUCUUCAAGUCGAUUGUGUUCUGCAGACCGGAUAGUCCGUUAAUCCUAAGUCACCUAUCCGAGGCGCUUUUUCGAAUAACGAGCUCCACCGGUACGAUAGAUCUUGUGAACCGUCUCUGUAGGCAGAGCAAAGCAUCGGACUUUGCUGCGAACGAUGCCUACAAGAUGAUUCAGUUUACUAAAGAUUCCUGCACGUUACAAAUCUACGCCGCCCUGUUGGAGACUUCAGUUCCCCAGAAUCGAACGCUCACCCCUAUCGAAAUACGCCGUCUGGUGGCGAACACCCGCAACACGAUCUACUUCCUGCGAAAUUCGCUGGCCCGUCCGGUGCGAUGGAUUCACCAGUUCGUACGCCGACCGGAAGGAUCGGUCCUAUCGCUGUGCCAAUGCCACAUCCGGAUCACCAACGCGUUCGUCGUAAUGUUCCACCAGGUUCUGCGGUGUUGGAUGCAGUGCCCCCUGAAUGUCGACUACGAUACCAUGCUGCAGAUCACCCAGAACGGCGUGCUGCUGCUGUUCGACCUGUUCGAAACCGUGUACCGAGGGGAGGUCCUGCAGGUGGGGCGACACGUCAUCCAGUGCCGCCUGCAAGCCACCUACAACUGGUUGUUGCAACAUCAGAGCGAUUUCCGGUUCCAGCCUACGCACAGAAGCGCUCUUCAACUGCUAGACUUACGGCUAGUGAUGGAAGAGCCGUUGAAGUCGAGUGAAGACCCGAGGCGGAUGGAAGUGGACGAGGCGGACUCCGACAGUGCCGAGUUGGAACGACGUGAUAUGUACGAUGAACUGUAUGAGGACUUUUUCAGUAGUAAAUUGUUACAACAGUGACAGGGAAGCGAG